UGUUCCAGUGUUUUCUUUUGUUCGUUCUUUCCUGGAAGUGAGACAUCAUGAGAGUGGAAGGUGCGGAAUAAAACUGCAGAGGCACUCAGGAUUCUUACCAAGAAAAAAAAAAAAUCAAGGACUAGCUGUGAUGAUGGAGAAAGCUGCACUGCUGCUUUGCUGCCUGAUCAUGACUUUGUCAGGCUCCCCACUCUACCCAUCCAUUAGGUUCGGCCAGAGGGAUACAUCUAUCCUGAUGACAUCUUCACUAAAGAAUCCAGCAGAGCAGCAGGAGGAAGACGCACGUCCUCCCAGGGAGCCAGCAGAGUUGCGCUUAGGGCGCCACGCUGAUGCCAUCUUUACAAACAGCUACAGGAAAGUACUGGGCCAAAUCUCUGCCAGAAAGUUCCUUCAGACAAUCAUGGGCAAACGGCUGGGGGAUGGAAGUGAGAGCUACAUGAAACGUCAGUCAGAUAUCUAUGAGGGGACAUACAAGGAAGACCUCACAGCCAUCCAGAGAAAUCAGAGAUACAGGGGGGUGCACGGGAAUGUCCUGAGACACAGACUGCUGAGUUGAGGAGGAAAGCUUUAUCAUCACAUUUUUUUUAACCAUCUUUUAUUUGUUUGAGGGUGUCCUUUAAAGAAAAGAAAAGAAAUCAUCUUAUAUAUUCACAUUAAAAGUUGUGAGGAAAUCCUA
This is a messenger RNA of Maylandia zebra (zebra mbuna), 676 nucleotides long. RefSeq names its product growth hormone releasing hormone (gene ghrh). NCBI's taxonomy places the organism in Eukaryota, Metazoa, Chordata, Actinopteri, Cichliformes, Cichlidae. The record is from RefSeq and is a predicted model, not a curated record. Gene Ontology annotation, cellular component: perikaryon; terminal bouton; extracellular region. Gene Ontology annotation, biological process: growth hormone secretion; regulation of protein localization; adenylate cyclase-activating G protein-coupled receptor signaling pathway. Gene Ontology annotation, molecular function: growth hormone-releasing hormone receptor binding; growth hormone-releasing hormone activity; neuropeptide hormone activity.